UUGCUCCCACACACACACGCUCUCUUCACUUCUCUUCCUCCAGCUCCAUCUUCUCUCCAUCCACACAGCUUGGCAGCUUGCAAACAGUGAGUGCUCUCAGAAUGACCAAAGAUGAGGAUUUCAAGCUGGUCAAGAUCCAGACCCAUGUCUUGAGGGUGAACAUACACUGUGAUGGGUGCAGGCACAAGGUGAAGAAGAUGCUCCAGAAGAUUGAAGGCGUCUACUCGGUGGCCAUCGAUGUGGACAACCACAAGGUCACGGUGACUGGCAAUGUGGACUCUGAGACACUGAUCAGGAAGCUCACCAGAGGAGGCAAGCACGCAGAGCUGUGGUCACAUCAGAAGGGCGGCAGCAACAACCAGGGCCACCACAAGGGCAACAACAACAACCAGCAGAAGCAGCAGCAACAGCAGCAUCAGAAGCAGGCUGCCAACCCAAGCAAGGAUGGCAACAACAAGAACAGCAACAUCAGCCACAAGGACCAGGGCGGCAAGCAUGGUGGAGUUGGGAACCUCAUUCAGGGCCUCAAGGCCUUCAAGAGCCAGCACAACAAGCACCAGCUCCCUGAGCUGAGCUCGGAGGACGACGACGACAUGUAUGAUGAUGACGAAGAUGAUGACGAUGACGAGUUUGACGAUGACUAUGAAGACGAGCUCCGCUUCCUCGGGGACAAGGUGAGCCAGCUCGGCAUCCUCAGGCAGCAGGCUGCGGCGGCCAAUGUCAAGAACAAGAACGGCAAUGGUGCCAAUGUCAACAAUAACCAGAGCAACGGAAAGAAAGGGGGUGGUGGUGCCGCGGUGGGAAACCACCACCAGAAUCAGAAGAUGAACAUGGCUGCGGGGGCGAAUGGCAAGCUGGGGAAUGGUGCUCAGAAGAGCACCGGCGGCAUCAAUGGCUUGAUGGGCCUGAACCAUGGCCUGGGGGCAGGAGGCGCUGCUUCUGGGGGCUACACAGGCGGCUACAGCCACCCAUCUUAUGCUGCCACCGGCUAUGGAGGGCUUCAGCAACAGCACCUCCAGCAGCAGCAGAACAGCAACCUCAUGGCGAGCAUGCAGUCCGGGUUCCAUAACAACCCGGCAGCCGCGGCGGCGAUGAUGAGGGGCCUGAACGGCAACAUGAUGAUGCACCAGCCGCAGCCACAGCCGCAGAUGAUGUACCACCGGUCUCCCCAGAUCAGCCCGUACACCGCCUACUACAACCCGUACAGCUACUACUACCAACAACCUGCGGGCAGCGGCUCUGCUUACCAUCCCACCGGCGCCGGCACUGGGGAUGUUGAGACCAUGUUCAGUGACGAGAACACCAAGGGCUGUGUUGUCAUGUAGGAUUGUUUGUAUCUAGCGGUGUUACAAUGUAGAGAGUUGGGUGAUGAAGAUUGGCAAUGGUGAUCGAUGCAGUCGUACUACUUUUUUACUAGUAUUUUACUGCUUUUAUUGUUUCCUCUUGUACUAUCAAGAAUGGAUCAUGGAUGUUGACUUAGAUGUGGUGUU
This is a messenger RNA of Lolium rigidum, 1490 nucleotides long. Its product is annotated as heavy metal-associated isoprenylated plant protein 37-like. Lineage: Eukaryota; Viridiplantae; Streptophyta; Magnoliopsida; Poales; Poaceae. The coding region runs from base 102 to 1325 and encodes 407 amino acids. Gene Ontology annotation, molecular function: metal ion binding. The record is from RefSeq and is a predicted model, not a curated record. The transcript has 3 exons.